Rodentolepis nana is the source of this 420-nucleotide messenger RNA. NCBI's taxonomy places the organism in Eukaryota, Metazoa, Platyhelminthes, Cestoda, Cyclophyllidea, Hymenolepididae. The record is from the annotation of a GenBank genome assembly.
AUGGAUGGCCUUUGGAUUUCUGACGAAUUAUUCUCUAGUAUUGGAAUGAGGUAUUCACCGCUACACAAUAUCAAUCUACCAUCCAAAAAAGACACUCAAUAUCCUGCAGUAUUGGUCAUUACAGCUGAUCAUGACGAUAGAGUUGUACCUCUACACUCGCUCAAGUUCAUCGCCACUUUGCAAGAGAAGGUGGGUCGUGGAUCUGCCUCUCAAACUAACCCCCUUCUCAUUCUUGUGGAGACCAAUGCAGGACAUGGUGGUGGCAAACCCACCUCCAAAAGGGCAAAUCGACGAGUUGGCGGAUAUUUUCGCCUUCAUUCAAGUUGCUUUGGAUCUGAAGUGGCACUCGUGAUUUUUAAAGUGCUGUUGAUGAAGCUGUUCCGUGUUCGUGAUGCUUGCGUUUCUAAUGAAAAAUAUUAG